AUGACUGAGCAGAUCCCUCAGACGCUGGCUGGCAAGGUCGCCCUAAUCUCAGGGUCCUCUACCGGUAUUGGUGCCUCGAUCGCACUUGAGCUCUCUGCACGCGGCGCCAGCAUUGUGCUCAACUAUCCCUUUGCCGAACUUGAAGAACAGGCAAACUCCGUUGGCAAGAGGCUCAAAACACCCUGGAUCGCUGUCCGAGCCGAUCUCGCCACGCUCGAAGGUCCCAAAGAACUCGUUGCUGCCGCUGUCGCACGUUUUGGCAUCAUUCAUAUCCUCGUCAAUAACGCUGCAGUCGUACCACACUGUCCCACCUGGAAGGUCACGCCUGAUGUUUGGGACCGGACCUUCAACCUCAACUCAAGAGGGACGUUUCUGUUGACACAAGCGGUCCUACCUCACCUACCUCCUUACAAGCCUUCAUCGCCACCCGCUCUGUCAGGAGUUCCGGGCGGCGGAAGGAUUAUAUGUAUCGGCUCCGGCUCUGGACGGAUACCCCAGCCAGAUCUCGUAGUCUAUUCGUCUACUAAGGGCGCUUUGGACUCAAUGAUUAAGGUCUGGGCGAAGGAACUGCCGCCGGUUUAUGGGUGUACUGUGAAUGGAAUAGCACCAGGGCCGGUCAAUACUGAGACUUUUAGACAAGGCGCAGGAGACCAACUAGAAGCUAUCAAGGCUAGCUUCGAGAAAGAUACGCCUUGCGAGGGCUGUCUCGCCGAACCAGAGGAUGUGGCCUGGGCUGCGGCGUGGUUGGCCGAAGAACGAUCGAAGUGGAUCAACGGGGAAUAUAUUAUGGUCAAUGGAGGCCUUAGUAUGGUAUAG
Messenger RNA from Thyridium curvatum, 816 nucleotides. RefSeq lists its product as uncharacterized. The transcript has a single exon. Lineage: Eukaryota; Fungi; Ascomycota; Sordariomycetes; Thyridiales; Thyridiaceae. The coding region runs from base 1 to 816 and encodes 271 amino acids. The record is from RefSeq and is a predicted model, not a curated record. Gene Ontology annotation, molecular function: oxidoreductase activity.